Molecule: messenger RNA, 3165 nt
Organism: Hemiscyllium ocellatum (epaulette shark)
Lineage: Eukaryota; Metazoa; Chordata; Chondrichthyes; Orectolobiformes; Hemiscylliidae
Product: D(1) dopamine receptor-like
Exons: 2
Coding region: 923-2248 (441 amino acids)
Biological process (GO): G protein-coupled dopamine receptor signaling pathway; adenylate cyclase-activating adrenergic receptor signaling pathway; vasodilation
Cellular component (GO): plasma membrane
Molecular function (GO): dopamine neurotransmitter receptor activity, coupled via Gs; G protein-coupled receptor activity
Source: RefSeq, a predicted model, not a curated record
GAGGUAACAGAGCUCGGAAGAUUUACUGCGAAGCACUAUAUUUUGUCAAUGACGACACAUGCACCUAUAGCCAGCCGCUGAACUGUGAUAAACAUUUAUGUUAUCGGAACACUGUGCAGAGCAACAAAACUACAGCACAUUUUUUGGAAAUUUUAUUCUCGAUUUUGACGUGAAUGUUGCGACGACAGUCUUUUACAGUUUUAAAAUGAGUGUAGGACCAGUAUUCAACCCACCCGUCAACACCACUUUCGUAAGAAUAAAAGGGUGAAGUGUUGGAUCGUUUCGAAACGGACUGAAGUAGAUGGUUUUGCGAUCUUGCCUGUUUGACAAACAGAGAUUGGGACGACCUCGGAACGGAAAAUGGAUGGCGGGGUGCCGGAUAUACGGAAUGUAUAACGGUGGAGGCACGGACAGCCUGGACUGAGGGAUAUUUUGUCAGAGAAGGUGUUGAAACCACACAAAAAAAAACUCUUCCCCCUUUUGUGUAAAGUGGAUGUUUCACACUCUCCGGGACUCCAGGGAGACAACUGAACAGGGACACUUAGAGGGGGUUGAUCAUUUGUUAACAUGCAAUGUAAGGCCGCCAUAGAAUUUUGCCCAUCAGCAACAAGGGACGGAGCAAUGUUGGGAGUUACUGUUUCCCGGGACACUGCCUGAGGCAAAAGAUGUUUAACUGCGGCACGAUCAUGGAGGUGAAGGUAAACCUAACUCGGGAGAAAGGACGUUGAUCAAAGCUCAGACCAGGUGCAGAUGGAUUGAAGGUAGGCCCUAUCUUUGGUUGGAAGACGAGAUUUCUCCAUGACUGCCCUGUGGUCGGUGGGUCCCCUGUGAUUAGCGGGAACAGGUCUGAGUGUGACACAGGAGGAGGGGUAGACACUGUACACGAGGGCUCUUUCGGUGUUUGUGUGCGUGUGUGUUGGGAAUGAGGCAGAACACUACCACCAUGGACGGCAGCUCGCUGGCUGCUGAGCAGGACUCCUCGUUCCGAGUGCUCACGGGCUGUUUCCUCUCGCUGCUGAUCCUCUCCACGCUGCUGGGCAACACCCUGGUCUGCGUGGCGGUCAUCCGCUUUCGCCACCUGCGGACGAAGGUCACCAACUUGUUUGUGAUCUCGUUGGCCGUCUCCGACCUCUUGGUGGCGGUGCUGGUGAUGCCCUGGAAGGCGGUGAGCGAGAUCGCGGGUUUCUGGCCCUUCGGCCCCUUCUGCAACGUCUGGGUGGCCUUCGACAUCAUGUGCUCCACCGCCUCGAUCCUCAACCUGUGCGUGAUCAGCGUGGACAGAUACUGGGCCAUCUCCAGCCCCUUCCGCUACGAGCGGAAAAUGACGCCCAAAGUGGCUUUCGUGAUGAUUAGCGCGGCGUGGAGCCUCUCUCUGCUGAUCUCCUUCAUCCCCGUUCAGCUGGACUGGCAUAAGGCGAGGGUCCCCAGUGGGCUACUUGGCAAUGCCACCUCCCAGCGCCCAGGAGACAACUGCGACUCCAGCCUCAACAGGACCUACGCCAUCUCCUCAUCCCUCAUCAGCUUCUACAUCCCCGUGGCCAUUAUGAUUGUCACCUACACCCGCAUCUACCGAAUCGCCCAGAAACAGAUCCGGCGAAUCUCGGCCCUGGAGAGAGCCGCCGUGCACGCCAAGAACUGCCAGAGUAACCGGAGCAGCGCCAGCACUGCGGACAUACAGCCCGAGAGCUCCUUCAAGUUGUCCUUCAAGCGAGAGACCAAAGUGCUCAAGACCCUGUCGGUGAUCAUGGGCGUCUUCGUGUGCUGCUGGCUGCCCUUCUUCAUCCUCAACUGCUUGGUGCCGUUCUGUGAGAGCCACGCCAGUCCGCCUCCCCUGCCCUGUGUCAGCGGCAGCACCUUCGAUGUCUUUGUCUGGUUCGGCUGGGCCAACUCCUCCCUCAACCCCAUCAUCUACGCCUUCAACGCGGAUUUCCGCAAGGCCUUCUCCACCCUGCUGGGCUGCGGCGCCCUGUGCGCCAGCAACGCCGUGGAGACGGUCACCAUCCACAACGGGGUCUCCUCCUACCAUCCUGGGCCAACCCUGGAGAAAGCGGAGAACAGCGUCUACCUGAUCCCCCAUUCGGUGCCCUGCCCUCCAGACACUCCGACAGACCGCAACUGCUGCGCAAAGCUCUCGCCCAUCUCCCAGCACGGGGCGGUCAGCCUUCUGUCGAGCAAUGGGGACUAUGAGACAGACGUGUCCUUGGAAAAGAUCAUUCCCAUUACCCAAAACGGCCAACACAAUACCUGACCAUGCCGAAAUAAAAGCUGCUUUUCAACGUAGUAGAGCCAGUUGGUGUCAAACCUCUUAAAUUCGGUUUGUCCAUCACUAACAACACACUGCUUACUGUAGUUACUUGUACUUCAAGUUACAUAUUACAGAGUCCUUCAUUUACCCCUAUUUAAUAUUGGAGAUUUAAUGAAAUUAAGCGAGAAAUCUGGUUAGAUGGCAUUCAUUGCUAUAUUCAGUAUUGAAGCCCAUUCAGUACAAAGCCUACAAAACAUCAGUCCUAUUUUGUAAUAUUACCUAUGACUGUAUUGGAGGAGAAGCCCACUUCAUGCACAGUCGAAAUCGGUGAAUGUGGCCAAGUAGUCAAUGUGGAGUAUUGUUGCAGCCGUUGAGAUGAUUUGCAAAACAUUCGUUAGAACCUAAACUAGAAGAUGGAGUUUUAAUAAGUUUUUGUUACCUGUUAAUUUCCAUUUGCACCCAAAUCGUAAUUGUAAGAUUGAUGACAAACGUUGAGAAAGUCCUUUCUUCAACUCAAUACUGAACACCCCCAAUCUAAGCAACCAGUCAGAAUUGGGAUCUGUUAUGGUCUACCUUUGUUGGCACCUCCUUUAAGUUUCAGUGACUAUGUGACAUUUCCUGCUGCAGAAAAUACAUACAAUUGCUCUAUAGUCAAGAUGGGAUUCCUUGGCUAUGAUAUGGGAAGGCUUAUUGAUUUCCAAAGUUUGAAAACUGUAUUCAAAAUAGAACUAUUUAUUAACUGAUAGAACAUCAUAACCCGUAAUGCUAUAUACUAAAUGUGGGGCUGUGACUAGUAUUUAGAUUUCUACCCCCCCAAAAAAACUCAAUUAAUUCCAACAUGCUGAGAUGUGGGUGAGUUGUAUUGUCAGGCAGUAAAGAGUUUGUCCCUUGUUUGUUGAGAAGUAAACUAACUUCACAUA